Molecule: messenger RNA, 771 nt
Organism: Venturia canescens
Lineage: Eukaryota; Metazoa; Arthropoda; Insecta; Hymenoptera; Ichneumonidae
Product: larval cuticle protein A3A-like
Exons: 2
Coding region: 104-721 (205 amino acids)
Cellular component (GO): extracellular matrix
Source: RefSeq, a predicted model, not a curated record
CGCUGAGAUACCAAGACCGUGGUAUAUAAGCCGAAAUUACGAGACCGAAAGACAUCACUCGCUCUAGACUCACAAAGAUCAAACGUCGAAUAAAAAAACGACAAUGGCAUUCAAGUUGGUGACUUUGUUCGCAUUGGUGGCUGCGGCGAACGCAGGUUUCAUACCAGCCGGACCAGCGGCUUACGCAGCAGCACCACUGGCCUACGCAGCGCCUGUGGCCAAAGCGGUCGUAGCGAAAACCGUCGACGCCGAUUACGAUGCUCAUCCUCAGUACAACUACGGUUACGACGUGCAGGAUUCGUUGACCGGUGACGUAAAGAGCCAACACGAGAGCCGGGACGGUGACGUUGUCCAGGGAAGCUACAGCCUCGUCGAAGCCGACGGCUCCCGUCGCAUCGUCGAUUACACCGCCGAUCCCGUCAACGGAUUCAACGCCGUCGUGCACAAAGAGCCAGCCCAGGUAGCCGUCAAGGCCGUUGCCGCUGCACCGCUCGCCGUCAAGGCCGUUCAUGCUGCACCACUCGCGUACGCCGCUGCACCGAUCGCCCAUCACCCUGCGCCCGUUGCAUACGCCGCUACACCCAUCGCUCACGCUGCUCCCGUUGCAUACGCUGCUGCACCCAUCGCUCACGCUGCUCCCGUUGCAUACGCCGCUGCACCCAUCGCUCAUCCUGCUCCCGUCGCUUAUGCCGCCGCACCUGCCACCUACUACCAUCACUAGAACAAAUUCACCAAUAUUUAUAUCAAUAAAACGCCAUUAUUAGCAAUUAC